This is a messenger RNA of Dacryopinax primogenitus, 1742 nucleotides long. RefSeq lists its product as uncharacterized. Gene Ontology annotation, molecular function: ubiquitin protein ligase activity. The coding region runs from base 50 to 1531 and encodes 493 amino acids. The record is from RefSeq and is a predicted model, not a curated record. The transcript has 2 exons. Gene Ontology annotation, cellular component: cytoplasm. Lineage: Eukaryota; Fungi; Basidiomycota; Dacrymycetes; Dacrymycetales; Dacrymycetaceae. Gene Ontology annotation, biological process: protein ubiquitination.
UAAUGGCGCAUCCAGCUUGCCUCAAAUCUUGCGCUUUUUGACGCAGGCGAUGAAUAAUGGGAUGCCGAACUUUUUCGCCCCGGUACCGCCCGACUGGGGCCGUGCUCGUAUCCUACUCGAAGCAUUGGCUGUUGUUGGUCCUGGUCUUCUCAGGAGGUUGGAUAGGGUUGAAGAAGGUGGAGGGGGGAAAUGCGCGGUGUGUUGGGCGUAUCUCCGAGAUAAACCGGAUGUGGAUGAUGAAGAGUCCGGAGUGUCCGGCACGGCGCCUCGCGUAGAUGGCCAGCAACAGUCUUCCACUGGAGCAACCGGGACGGCUGGCCGGCCCCACCAAGCUGAGAGACAUCCACCUUUCCCAAUUGACGAAGCGACCGUUCUAAGCUUGCCAUGCACGCAUACUCUACACGCGGCUUGUAUCUAUCCUUGGUUGGGGAAUCACACUACCUGUCCUGUCUGCCGGUUCGAUCUCGAUCCCGACUCACUUACAUUGAGGCGCAAUCGCCCUCGCACUGAUACUCCGGUACCCAAUCCCACCAAUGGAACCGAUGCUCCUGGACUUCCCGGGUUCAUGUUCGAUACUAUGCUGGAGAACUUAUUCGGUGCUGGUCUGGUUGCUCACCCUGAUCAGACACUGGAUAACAAUUCUGCACCAGCUGAGGAAGAUGCCCAGAACUCUGCUGAACCGGGUGAGACAAGAACGACUCGGAGCACGCAUCAAAUCAUGCCUGGGAUGUGGUUGACUGUCGAGAGCGUGCAGCACGUGAUGCCGGUUGGCGCUAUGGGCGCUAUUCAUACCAACUCAGGGAAUCCUGUGGAGCAUCGAGCUGCGCAACCUGAGUCUGAGCCUCGGACUCUUCCAGCUACGAAUAUCCCGGUCACGCAUCCUCCAGUUCAGCCGUCUCCCGCUGUGCACGUGCAUGCGGCUGGCCCUCGAAUGCCGAUUCCGCCUGCGAUGGUUCCAUUCUUGAGAAACCUUUUGGGCCCGGAACAGGGUGAGAUCCCAGGCCCAGAUGGACCGCCCAUAGCCCGUAUAGGUGGUGCAGCCUCCCCAGCGGGUCACUCCAUCAUCAUCGCGGGCCCUGGCAUCCCGGAUCCUGCUGUGCAAGCUCCCCCCUCUACCAGCGCGGCAGCUAGCACACCCACGAGUCGUGCGUCUACGCCCUCUCGUCCCCGGAAGCGCAAGUACACUGCUCCUUCUGGAGCCCAAACCCUGAGGGAGCGGAUCGAGGCGAUGGAAGAGAAGGCGGGGUUGCGCUGCUCUGCUCCAUCCUGCGCGUACGGACCGACGGACGAAGACGAGCUGAAUUUCCUCACGAUGGUGCAGCCUGCAAAGCACGGAAUAUCCAACGACAACUGCAAUCACCACUUCCACGCUACGUGUUUGGUCACUGCAUGUCGCGUGCAAGGUCACGAAGGCAUUUCGUCCGGUGAGGGUAAGGUUGCCGUCACUUGUCCAAUUUGCCGUGGUGAACAUGGUGCUGGCUGGAUUGAUGAAGCCGUAUGGGAAGAAGGAGAAGUAGAAGGCGACGUCUGAGCCUGAUUUUCGUGGUCAAAGUUUGCACUCUUGUUGCGUUACAUGUUUCAGCAAUGGAGAUUCCCAACAUAUGCGACUUCCAGGUGUGUCUCGCCCUCAUUUAUCAUACCAUCUCCAGCAAUACCACCAAUUCACGUAUCCGCUCGGACCAGGGAUAAGUUUGUAGGAAAUACCGGAAUAUGUUGUACUAUAGAAACUGUGAUAGAUUGCG